AACACUUCAAAGGCAUAUAGAAUACAAAAUUGCAAUUGUUCACGUGAUUUGCACAGCUACAAAAUCCAAGAUCCACACACACCAUCAUCGUCUUCUUCAACUCUAAUCAUAUCGAAACCCAACAAAAUUAUUCAUUUGGUAGAUUGAAGCUGGAUUGGGGCAUGCAAUGUCAGAAAAUCAUGAUGGAAAUGAUGAUUCACGUGGGGUUGUAGAUGGAGGGGAAGCUUCAGUUUCUGUAAAACCAGUUGCUAUUAAUCAGGUGGAUGCUGCGGAUCUAAAAGGUGGGAUUUCAGUGGCUGCAGCAGAGUAUGUAGAGAAUGAUACAAAAGAUACAAGAAUGGCAGAAGAUGGGGGAAGGGAGGACAUGUUUGUUGAUUGCCCUGAUGACAUAGAAGGUCCUGAAACUCCGCAGUAUGUAGACCAGAGCAAUGAUGCACAUGAUAGUCAACUGGAAGGAUUGAGCAAUGGAGCACAUGAUCUGGACUUGAAGGCCGAGGUAGAACAAUUGCGCAAAAUGCUAAAUGACAGUAUUGCUGAAAAAGAUCGCAUUGCUCGAGAAGCUGAGGAAGAAAGAGCAGCAUCUACGUAUGAGCUCACUCGCCUAACCAAUCAAUUCAAGGGUCUGGUUGAUAGUUGGUCACUACCAAAUAAGGAUGAUGGUGAUUUAGUUGAGAAUCUUCACCAUCAUAGUGAAGCAGUAGUCAGGGAUUUGGCCUCUGGUGUCUCAUUGCAUGAGGUGGUAACGGAUGUCUCCAAGUUUCUUAAAGAAGUUCUGGAUGAGCGUGUUCAGACUGAGAGCAAAAUCAGAGAACUUAAUGACCUGAUACAUAUGAAGAGUCAAGAAAUUGAUGCCCUCAAUUCAAAGGUUUCCGAGUUUUCAAUGGAACGAGAAAAUUCUGCUCACUUCUCUGUGGUUCAACUUGAGAAGGAGAAUCAUAUGACAGAGAUCACUAAUGACAUCUUAGCUUCUCUUGCUUCAGCGGUUCCUCUAGAAAAUUUUUCUGAUGAGUCAGUUACAGGAAAAAUGCUUCAUGUCAAGAAUAUGAUCCCAGUUUUAGCUGAGAAGUAUAACGUUUUCCUUUCCGAAGUUAACCAACUUAGACGGAGCUUAACUGAAGUUGCACCAGACCAUAAUAUGCAGGAUGAAAUGGGGGUGUUGGUGGUUGCACGUGAUACAUUGGCUGAAUUUAGAACAAGAGAGUUGAAUGUAAACCAACAUCUGAGCUUUUUAAGUGAUGAAAAUGGGAAACUGUCUGAGGAACUUAAUAAACAUAAAUUGAUGGUUGAGAAUGCAAAUGCUGAAAUAACAAAGCUGGGUGCUGAAAUUGAACAGGAGAGAACAAGGUAUGCUAAUACAAAAGAGAAGCUUAGCUUGGCUGUGACAAAAGGAAAGGCGUUAGUUCAGCAGCGUGAUGCUUUGAAGCAGUCACUGUCUGAGAAAGCUAGUGAGCUGCAGAGGUAUCAAAUUGAGUUGCAAGAGAAGUCGAAUAGUCUUGAAGCUGUGGAACAAACCAAGGAUUUACUGGGGAGAAGCGAAAGUUUAGCUGCUUCACUGCAGGAAGCUCUCAUUCAAAAGAAUUUGAUACUUCAAAAAUGUGAAGAAAUAUUGUUCAAGGCCACUGGAAGUGAGCAAUUUCAGUCAACAGAUAUGAUUGAGAAAGUCAAGUGGCUUGCAGAUGAGACGAAUGCAUUGAAUGAGACAUCUUUACAACUCCGAAGAGUGGCAGACUCCUUGUCAUCAUUUGAUUUCCCCCAGCCCGUACAAUCAAAUGGACCUGAUGCACAGGUUGCUUGGCUCCUGGAAUCAUUUUAUCUGGCUAAAGAAGAUGUAAGAAUAUUACAUGAGCAGAUGGGAGCAGCAAAAGAAGCUGCAAAUAAUGAGAUUGGUCAGCUUACUACUUUCCUCGUGGGAGAAGCACAGGAUAAAAGCUAUCUUCAAGAGGAAUUGGAGGAUUUAAAUCAUAAAUAUGCAGUGCUUGCCCAGAAAGAGCAUCAGGCUUCAGUGGAUAAGGAUAGAAUCAUCAGUAUGCUUCUAGAGGCUUCUAAGAUCAACUCACAUGAUCAAGAAUUGGUCUAUCAAAGCCAAUCUGACAUGACCGUACUCAUUACGAAAUGUGUUGAAAAUAUAAAAGAAGAAAGUAGUGCCUCUCUUGAAGCCCAUAGUCAUCAAUUUGAGUCCUUUGAACAGAUGCAGAGUAAUUUGUACAUUAGGGAUCUAGAAUUGAGACUAUGUGGUCAAAUACUUACAGAGGAGAUGUCGGAUAAAGCAGAGUUGAAUAGAUUGUCAAACCAUUCAGUCAAGGUUACUGAGGAACUUUAUGUUUUAAAGGAAGAAAAGGAAUCUCUGGAGAAGAAUCUCGAACAAUAUGAGGACAAAGUUUCCUUACUUAGGGAAAAGUUGUCUAUGGCAGUAAAAAAAGGCAAGGGGCUUGUCCAAGAACGAGAAAAAUUGAAAGGAGCAUUGGAUGAGAAGAGUGCUGAAAUUGAGAAGCUGAAGUCAGAUUUACAUCAGCAAGAAUCUCUAUCUAAUGACCACAAGUUGCAGAUUGAUAAGCUCUCAGCUGAGAUGCACCGUAUCCCUCAACUAGAAGCUGAUCUUGUUGCUAUGAAGGAUCAAAGGGAUCAACUAGAAGCUGAUCUUGUUGCUAUGAAGGAUCAAAGGGAUCAACUAGAAACUGAUCUUGUUGCUAUGAACAAUCAAAGGGAUCAACUAGAACAGUUCUCAGUGGAAAGGAAUAACAUGCUUCAAAAGGUUAUCGAGUUGCUUGAUGGUAUUGUUCUUCCGGCUGACUUGGGUUUUCAAGAUCCCAUUGAAAAGUUCAAAUGGAUUUCAGGAUAUGUACGUGAAAGCCAAACUGCAAAGAUGGAGGCGGAGCAGGAGUUGGGGCAAGUUAAAGAUGAAGCCAGUUCUUUAGCCAACAAAUUGUUAGAGGUCCAGAAAACCAUUAAAUCCCUAGAAGAUGCAUUAUCUACUGCGGAUAACAACAUCUCACAGCUCCUGGAGGACAAAAAUGAGUUAGAAGCUGCGAAGGCAUUAGUUGAAAAAGAAUUAGAGAAAGCAAUGAAAGAAGCUUCUGCUAAAAGUGUUGAGUUUGAGAAUGUGUUCGUGGAGAGAAAAUCCAUUGAGGAUGCUUUGUCCCUGGCAGAGAAGAAUGUUUUAGUACUAAAGAAUGAGAAAGAAGAAGCUUUACUUGGUAAAGAUGCUGCUGAGUCUGAACUACAGAAAAUCAAGGAGGAAUUCUCUUUCCAUACCAACAAACUAAAAAUGGCAGAUGAAACUAUACAAUCCCUUGAGGACGCACUAGUUCAAGCAGAAAAAAACAUAUCUCUGUUUACUGAGGAAAAUAAUAGGGUACAAGUUGGUAGAACUGAUCUAGAGAACGAGAUUAACAAGCUCAAAGGGGAAGCUGAUAUCCAAAACAGUAAGCUAAGUGAUGCUUCCAUGACUAUAAAGUCUCUAGAAGAUGCUUUGCUGGAUUCAGGAAACAAAAUUUCCGAUCUUGUUAAUGAAAAGAAGAAUGCAGAAGAGGAAAUUGUAGUUCUGACUUCCAAGGUAGAUGCCUGCAUGCAAGAGUUGGCUGGAUCACAGGGCAGAGUAGAAACUAAAGUUCUGGAGCUCUCUACCCAUCUUAGCCGUCUUCAGUUACUUCUGAGAGAUGAAGUUCUGUUUUCCUCUCUCCGAAAAACUUUUGAGGGAAAGUUUCACAGCCUAAAAGACAUGGAUCUUCUUCUUAAAGAAAUCUGGGAUUAUUUUUCUGAAGUAGAUACUGAAGUGCUACCAGAUUCUCCUACUAAGGAUGACUCAUCUUUCUCAAUUCCUUCGGUAUCUGUUGUUAAUGAUGCUCUAAAUGAGGAAGUAGCCAACGGUGAACCAAAUGCAACUGAUGGUGACAAUAUCACAUUUCAUCUUGGGAAAAUUGUGGAUGGAUUCGAAUUGAGAAACAAGAUUCUUGCCGAGAACAUUGGAUGUUACUCUGCAUCGAUGGAUGAUUUGAUCAAAGCCAUACUUAGGAAACUGGAGUUGACAAAAAGCAUAGCUCUACCUGUGAUUGAACUGACAGAAUCUCUUAAGCAAAAGGUCAGAGAUGCAGAAGUUGGUAGGCUAGCGCAGGAAAAUACUAUACAAUCGUUGGAAAGGGAUCUUAAAGUUCUACUUUCUGCUUUUAAGGAUGCAACUAGUGAACUGGCUUUAACUCAAAAUAGAUUGUCUGAACUUGGCUCCAACUUUGACCUGGAAAAGUUGAAGGAAACGUCACCUCAACAAUUAGCAAAUUUUGGUGAAGAUGCUAUAGUACAUCAUCACUUGGAGCUUGAUAGCAGCCAGUCUGCAAGGACUGCUGAGAAGCUGCUAUUGGCAGCUAGACAAAGCCGCCAUCUUACUGAACAGUUCAAAUCUGUGAUGGAGGUGAUGGUUGGUACUAAUAAAGAUUUGCAGGUUAAACUGGAAGAAAGCAAUAAUACUUGUGGAAAAGUCUUGGAAGAAAAGGAGACCCACCAAGAGAGGAUCUCCCAUCUGGAGACUAAUCUAGAAGAAUUGAAUGGUCUUUGCGAUGAGAUGAAGCUUAAAUUAGAGGAUUAUCAGGCUAAAGAGGAUUAUAUCAAGGAGAAAGAAGCUGAACUUUUGUCUCUAAAUGCUAAAGCUUCACUGAAUUUUCAAGAAGCUGAAAACUUAACCCUCUCAGCAUCUCAUAUGAGAUCUCUUUUUGACAAACUAAAAGAGAUUGAAACACUCAUGGGGCCUGAUGUGGGAGAUGCAGAGGCCUAUGAUUCACCUGAUGUCAGGCGGCUCUUUUAUGUAGUUGAUAAUUUCCCAAGAUUACAGCUCCAGAUGGACUCAUUGUCUCGUGAGAAAAAAGAAUUACAAUCAAGCCUUGAGAAACAGGCACUGCAAAUUGAGAGUUUAAAGGAUGAAGUUGAAGAGCACAUGAGAGAUGAGGUGGACUGUGCAAAGAUGAAGAAUGAGUUGUUAGAAUUCACAAUUGGUUUAGAAAAUAUUAUACAUAAGCUGGGAAGCAACAAUUUGGUUGACUACCAUAAAGAGACUCCGGUGACAGGGUUUUUACCAGUGCUUGAUAAGCUGAUUGUUGCCAAAGUCUUGGAAUCUGAAAAUUUGAAAGCCAAAACAGAGGAACUGCUUGCUGACUUACAUGGUACCCAGAAGGUUGUUGAGGACUUGUCAAGUAAGGUUAAGUCACUGGAAAAUUCUAAUCAACUUAAGGUUGCACCACUAGAGAUCAACCAGGAAAGGGGCAUCUUCGAAGCUGCUUCCUUGCCUACUCAGUCAGAGAUAUCCGAAGUUCAAGAUGUGGUACCAGUUAGUAAGAAUUUAGCCUCUUCUUCAGUUGCAUCAGCGGCUCAUGUUCGAACUUUGCGGAAGGGAUCUGCAGAUCAACUUGCAAUAAAUAUAGAUUCUGAAUCUGAACGGUUGAUAAAUGACGAGGAAGCUGACCAAGAAAAAGGUCAUGCAUUCAAGUCACUCAAUACUUCAGGUCUUGUUCCAGGGCAAGGGAAGAUGAUUGCGGAUAGAAUUGAUGGAAUUUGGGAGGUAGUUUUGUCCAGUGCUUGGCUUGUCAAUCUAACACUUGAUUCCCAAUUAUAUUCAGGGUAUCUUCAAGUCGAGCUUUGAUGAGUCAUCCAAGGGGCAGGCUAAGUCUUAUUGCUUAUUGUUUGUUCCUUCAUAUUUGGUUAUUAGGCACCAUAUUGUGAUGAUUCCGAUAAUUGAUUCUUUUGCAGUUGUACAUUACAUAUUGUUAUAAUUUUUUCUUCCUCUUUUGACCUGGCUCAGUGCCUAAAUGUAAAUGGUUAUAAGGUCUCAGCAGAUAGAUUCUCUGCAAUCACAGUUUUAGGGAUUCAGAGAAUGUUGGAUAGUUGUUCUAUUAGCCAAUAGCUGUACUAGAGUUGAAUGAAUGCAUACAUCUUUGCUUAGGCUAGGUUUUGAUUUACUGUCUAGUACAAUACCACAAUAAACUCAUUCCUUUUCUUUAA
This is a messenger RNA of Solanum lycopersicum (tomato), 5985 nucleotides long. Lineage: Eukaryota; Viridiplantae; Streptophyta; Magnoliopsida; Solanales; Solanaceae. The record is from RefSeq and is a predicted model, not a curated record.